Pyrus x bretschneideri (Chinese white pear) is the source of this 1891-nucleotide messenger RNA. RefSeq lists its product as uncharacterized. Bases 1047 to 1679 code for a protein of 210 amino acids. The record is from RefSeq and is a predicted model, not a curated record. The transcript is spliced from 4 exons. Lineage: Eukaryota; Viridiplantae; Streptophyta; Magnoliopsida; Rosales; Rosaceae.
CCUUGACGCAUAUUUGUCUUUAAGUUUCCGGAAUUAGGAAGUGGUAUCUAAACGUGUGAAAGCAAGUUAUUUGAUCAUUGAUUAGCCUUUAAGCUGCUUUUUGUGUGAAAAAGGAAUGCAGCGUUUGGUAUUUGGAAGCUAAGUUGGCGUUUUUGUGAUACUUGAGUUUGGGUCUUCUUUAAAGUUUAAAGGAAUGCAUUUUUAGGUCAUAAUACCGAACUUGCGUUUUUCCCGCCAAGAAAGAUAAAAUGUUCGGUAUACGACAUUUAAUGUUUUUGCUGAUUUGGAUAAGGUUGAUUUCUUUGAUGCUAUUUGUCUCAGAGUUUAUAGAGCUAAAUAGAGGAAUCGAAAUGUAUCCAUAGAGUAAGUUAUUUUGAUCAUUCAUUAGCCUUUAAGCUGCUUUUGGUGUGAUAAAAGUAUGCAUUGUUAGGUAUUUGGAAGCAAAAUUGGUGUUUUUGUGAGACUUGAGUUUGGCUCUUCUAAGUAAGUUUAAAUGAAACUUGUAAUGCAAUUUAGGUCAUAAUACCGAACUUGAGUUUUUCCCGCCAAGAAAGAACGAGAGAAAAUGUUGAGCAUACAACAUUUAAUUUGUUUGCCAAUUUCACUUAUUUCUUUAUUUAUAAUGCAGUAAUGCACUUAUUAGCACCUUCUUGUAUUAGAUAUGGUAGGUUUCUACUCUUGUGUAGAUAAUUACAGAGGAUGAAUACUUGGUCAAACUACCUCUUGUAAGAUAUUACUUUGAUAUUGUGUUAGAUGAACUCUUCUGACGGUUUUAACUGUGUGUACUACUUUGAAACCUAUAUCAAGAACGAUGUAGUCUCUUGUGCGCACCACUGUGGUCUGUAGGAGAGAAUUUCUGAUCAAGAACAUGCUUUGUUUGUCGUGCUCUGGAGAUCUUAUGUAAAAUAAGCUUGUCUGCUUUAGUUUACCAUUCUCCUGUAAAGAAGACCGUGUUAAGAGAUCUGCAAAAUGUGCCCAAGGAUAUAGGACACACUAGUUAUGUCCCUAGAGUUUCGAGCACCAAGAGACCUUUACCUGAGCGGAAGAUGAGCCCUCCUCAACACCAAUCCCACGGUAGCAGUGCUGCAAAUGCACAGCUUGUCUAUGUUCGUAGAAAAUCAGAAGCAGACGCAGUCAGAAAUAACACAUGUGAUAAAGCAACCAUUAAUGCCGAGUGUCAGGUGUCAAGGAAACUUAGUCACCACGAGGCAAGCACCCGACCCAUAUCCCAAGCAAAGGAAACAAAAGUUUUUUGUGUGCCAGCUUUUGCAUCUUUUCCAGUGGCAGCUUCAACCAUUCUGCCUGGAAAACCUUCAGUUCCGGUCCCGCUUUGUAAGUCUGGUACUGGACUACCACCAGCAGGAGCCAAUGGCCAUCCCCAUACUUCUGCUACAUUGCCAAAGGGUCUAAAAAAUCUGCACUGGGAAGAGCGAUUCCAUCAAUUGCAGUUGCUGUUGAGGAAAUUGGACCAAUCAGAGCAUGAGGAUUAUCUCCAGAUGCUACGGUCGCUGUCCUCUGUUGAACUGAGCAGACUUGCAGUUGAGUUGGAAAAGAGAUCAAUUCAGCUUUCACUGGAGGAAGCAAAAGAGUUGCAACGUGUUGGGCGUUUCAAUGUUCUCGGGAAAUCUGUGAAGCACUUUAAUGUGCCCUCAACUCAGGAAGACCAAUCCAAGAAGUGAAAUGAAACCAAGAAGGAGCAAAUUGUGCUAAUCAGUAAAUUGCAGCUGGAUAAAAGUGUGCAUACUAGUUUAUUUUCCACCGGUUCCUACCUUUUCUGCAGUUGGGUCUCCUCCUGGUAUUCACUGCAAGUUGUCUGUAAAAUUUGGGUUGCCAUAUCAAUAUGUGCAGUAUUUUUGCGUCAGCAGUAGCCAAAGCUGCUGAAAGUGUUGAA